This is a messenger RNA of Colletotrichum chrysophilum, 741 nucleotides long. RefSeq lists its product as uncharacterized. Gene Ontology annotation, cellular component: MutLalpha complex. Gene Ontology annotation, molecular function: ATP binding; mismatched DNA binding; ATP hydrolysis activity. The coding region runs from base 1 to 741 and encodes 246 amino acids. Gene Ontology annotation, biological process: mismatch repair. The transcript is spliced from 4 exons. Lineage: Eukaryota; Fungi; Ascomycota; Sordariomycetes; Glomerellales; Glomerellaceae. The record is from RefSeq and is a predicted model, not a curated record.
AUGGCCGCUAUAAAGGCCAUCGAUGGCCGCACCGUGCAUCAAAUACAAUCUGGCCAAGUCAUCGUUGAUCUCUGUUCUGUUGUCAAGGAAUUAGUCGAAAACAGCAUCGAUGCGGGCGCCAGUAGCCUCAUCGAAGACGUUCGCUUCAAGAACCAGGGUCUCGAUUCGAUCGAGGUUCAAGACAACGGCUCAGGCAUCUCGCAUGACGACUACGAUACUAUUGCCUUGAAGCACUACACUUCGAAGCUUUCAACCUACGCCGAUUUAGCUACCCUCGAGACAUUUGGUUUCCGUGGUGAAGCCUUGUCUUCACUAUGUGCGCUAUCGCGGUUCAGUAUCGUCACUUGCCUAGCAAAGGACGUUCCCAAAGGCACCAGACUCGAAUUCGAAAUUUCAGGCAAACUGGGCAAUACAAGUGUUAUUGCUGCUCAGAAAGGCACCAAUGUCAUCGUCGAGAAUCUUUUCCAUAAUCUGCCUGUCCGUCGUCGCGAACUCGAACGCAACAUUAAACGAGAAUGGAACAAGGUCAUUUCGCUCCUCAAUCAGUAUGCCUGCAUCCAGACAGGUGUCAAAUUUACCGUAUCACAGCAGCCCAGCAAAGGCAAACGCAUCGUUUUAUUCUCCACCAAAGGCAAUCCGACAACUCGUGAGAACCUCGUCAAUAUAUUUGGCGCCAAGACGAUGAUGGUUCUGGUCAAACUGGACAUGACGCUAAAUUUCGAGCCAACCGGUGAGGACUGA